AUGGGUCUGCUGAGUGAUCCAGAGAAUCAGCGGCGUGUGUUGCGGCUGCUGCGGUCACGCAAGUGGCCGUUGGUUGGCUGUGUGGUUGUGGUUGCGCUGGCCGCGCUGCUCGCUUUGCCUUACGAUGAGGUCUCGCAGCCCGACCACAUCCAGGAGAACGCGCUGAGCCCCCACCUCGUCUCAGCCACCGUCUCGCGGACUUUUGAGGAGCGCGCCGAGCAGCUGGUAACGAGCCUGCAGACUGUACGCACCAGCAACGAGCAGCUAGAAGAGAUCGCCUCCUUCUGGCAAAAGCAUGGCCUUGAACAUCACUGGGUCGAUUGUGCAGAACCAUCGCCACAACGAUGUGCCGUGCUGGCUACGGAAUGGCUGCACAAAGACGUUUUAGUCCUGGUGGCUGCCCACCAUCGGCCAGCCACGGAGAGCCUUGCACGAACACUGCUGGAAGACACGACUCAUUUGGGGUCAUUGCAAGCAGUGCUCUGCGUGGAGGGUGAUGCAGCAAAUUUUCAACUGGUCAAGAUCAUGCUGGGUGGGGACGCAGGCUCCAUGCCCAACUAUGAUAUGGUGCUUGCCGCGCGUGCCGCCAUGCGCCAAGUUGGCAUUAACAGCAUCAUUGGUACCGAGGUCACGGAAGAUUAUAAGCGCGGCACUCUGUCUGAUCCUGUGAAGCGGUACAUGGCCUCGCUCAAGGUUUUCUGGCGGGGCCUGCGCGAUAUGGCACUGGGGGUGCCUGAAUCGGCGCAUGCGCCAUUUUUGCGCCGAAAUGUUCCGGCUCUGACCCUUACCCUAGCGGCUGCCCCUCAUCAGCGCCCCGUUCGCGCCGAGCGGUUGGGUGGUAUUGUGGAGGUGGUGUUGCGCACCCUCAACAAUCACUGUCAGCGCUUUAACCUCUCCUUCAACUACUACAUUCCUACGGGCUAUCAACGCAUCGUGUCGAUCGGGCGCUAUCUCGGUCCAGCCCUGGCGUUGCUGGGUGCUGUCUUGUUGUGGGUCUUGGGCACCCAUGCUGCACCAAAGGAGGUGGCCAACGCUCCACCAGCCACCCCUGCCAUGAGCCAGAAGCCGAGUACAGCCUCUCCAGACGACAAACCUGAGGAGUCUACCGCAACUUCGCCCCGUUGGCGGUCCGGUCCAGAGCCAUAUCUGACCGAGAUUCCCAGUCUGUCGCUGGCAAUGGCGGCAAGUCUGCUGGCCGUUGUGGCAGUGGCUUUGCGCUGGCAGGAGACGCGACCUGAUGCUGUGCUUGUCAGCCUGCCGGUUUUGGGACUACCACUGGCCCUGCGAGCUUGGCAGGGUUCAUAUGUCGAGGUCUUGGCAGUGUUGGUUGUGGCUUUUGCCGUUUCUUUUGUCUAUAUGCCACUGGGUCUGGGGCUUGGGGCGCUGCUCCUUGCUGUUGUCCUAACAACCAUGCGGGAGCGACCGCUUCCAGGCAGGCGCACUGCAUCGCCUGCCCACAGCACCGUAGACCGGUGA
Messenger RNA from Monosiga brevicollis MX1, 1476 nucleotides. RefSeq lists its product as uncharacterized. Gene Ontology annotation, biological process: attachment of GPI anchor to protein. Gene Ontology annotation, cellular component: membrane; GPI-anchor transamidase complex. Bases 1 to 1476 code for a protein of 491 amino acids. The record is from RefSeq and is a predicted model, not a curated record. Lineage: Eukaryota; Choanoflagellata; Craspedida; Salpingoecidae. The transcript is spliced from 8 exons.